Messenger RNA from Dictyostelium discoideum AX4, 702 nucleotides. RefSeq names its product C-8 sterol isomerase (gene erg2). The coding region runs from base 1 to 702 and encodes 233 amino acids. The record is from RefSeq and is a predicted model, not a curated record. NCBI's taxonomy places the organism in Eukaryota, Evosea, Eumycetozoa, Dictyosteliales, Dictyosteliaceae. Gene Ontology annotation, cellular component: plasma membrane; endoplasmic reticulum membrane. The transcript has 2 exons.
AUGGAUUAUUUUAAAACAUUAGAAAUUAAUAAUUUUAAUGAUUAUUUAAAUCAUUUGAUUCAAGGUAAUAAAGUUGUAAUUGGUACAAGUAUCCUUGGUUUGGUAAUUGCAAUUUUCAUUUUCAUUAAAAUCAAGUUAAUGAGAUGUAUUGAAUUGGAUACCAAAAUAUUACAUGAAUGCACUAAAAAAGGUGUUGGUUUACCAAUUGAUGAGGCCUUUGAAGCUAUCCAUAAAGAAUUAAUUAAACACUAUCCACAAUUCAUUACUGCUAAACGUAAUUGGUUAUUAUUUAAUGGUGGUGGUGCUAUGGGUCAAAUGUGUGUAUUACAUGCAUCAUUAUCAGAGUAUCUUAUUUUCUAUGGUACUCCAUUAUACAGUCAAGGUCAUAGUGGUCGUUAUUUAAUGGAUGUUUAUGAUUUUAUGAUUCAAGGUACUACUAAACAAUUCUUCCCAGGUAAAUUCCAAUCAAUUGAUUUCCCAGCUGGUAAAUUCUCUUAUUUACCAAUGAUGGUUGCAAAAGGUUACUGUUGUGAACCAAAUUCAUGGAUGUUGGAAUAUGGUCGUGGUGUUAUCCCAUUGGCUUUACCAUACUUUUUAUUCUCUUCAAUCUUUGUUACUCUUGAUAUCGUUCCUUGGAUUUCUGCUGUAUUUUAUGUUGGUAGAGAAGUUACAAAGAAUUUAUUAAUUAGAAGAAAGAUUUAA